This is a messenger RNA of Echinostoma caproni, 1083 nucleotides long. The record is from the annotation of a GenBank genome assembly. Lineage: Eukaryota; Metazoa; Platyhelminthes; Trematoda; Plagiorchiida; Echinostomatidae.
AACGUGCGGAUUGUGAUAAGUUGCGAUGCUCAGUCUGCGACGGCUCGGCUUCUUUCCAGCAAACCGGACUGUUUGGCGUUCACUGUGAGUCGUUUGUCUCUAGCAGAACGUUCCGCCGCAGUUCGCGCUAUCUUGGGACGCUACGGCAAAGUCCUAGACGAAUCUGGUUUCCGUAAUCAGUUAUCACUUCUCGUCAACAAACGGGGCGCUGAUAUUCCGUUCUACUUAAAACUGGCUUGUGAAGAACUACGUCUCUACGGCACGUACGAAGAGUUGGAUACGCAACUCAAACAAUUGCCGGACACCGUUCCUUCUCUGGUUCGUCAUAUUGUCGCCAGAGCGGAGGCCCAGUCUGGUUCAGAACUGGUCCUCAUAACCCUGGCUCUAUUGGCCUGCUCACGUAAACCUCUCACCAGUGUCGAGUUACACUCGUUAUUGGAUUCUUGGUUAGCAGAUCGUCAAGGUAAUCAAAAGGGCCAUGGUCAUGGUCCCAGCUGGAAAGAUUUGCUUACGUCAUUCUCUUCUGAGUCCGAGGACCUUGAUUCAUUGAACUCAUUGCAACAGAAAAUCAAUCACCUUAUACUGGAGGACUCCGCUUCUUAUCUCAAAGAUUCUUCAAAACUGAUUCGCGUACCCUCAUUAGCAUUUCAUAUUCUUCUUUCUGGAAUUCGACCUCUCCUUGCCGGACUUGGAGAUCAAGAGGAAAAUUUGGGCUCGGAGGAUCUGGUUUCGCCUAAUCGUGAACUGGGUUUGAUUCGACUGCGAAAUCCCGAAGUACUUGAUUUGAUUCAGGAUAUCUGUUUCAAUCUAAAUAAAAAGUCCCUGUCCUCUUUUAGCCAACUUGGCUACCACAAACCAACAAUUACAACUCUUUCCACCUCGUUGGGUGCGGCUAAACGAUUGCGACCGACUUCGGAAGUCGAAGAACCGAAUGAGGCAGCUCGUAAAUUCUGUGGUACCGUGGAUCGCCGAUAUAUUCACUGGCUUUUAGCCACUCGGCUGCCUGGAUUGGAGCACAAGAUCUAUCAUUUCGUGAGUCGUAUUUCCCCUUUUUUAUGCUCAGUUUAUGUUGUUGAUCAAUAA